This is a messenger RNA of Chelonoidis abingdonii (Abingdon island giant tortoise), 2082 nucleotides long. NCBI's taxonomy places the organism in Eukaryota, Metazoa, Chordata, Testudines, Testudinidae. The record is from RefSeq and is a predicted model, not a curated record.
UCCCACUCCUUCCUCUCGUUGGUCACCGCGCUACGGCUCGUAAUGGCGGCAGCUGCGUAGGGGUUCCCGGAUCUUGCUGAAUCCCGGAGGCCGCCGCUGCUCCGCGCGCUCGGGCCCGGGACAGCCAUGGGCCGAGAGUCCAGACAUUAUCGGAAGCGCUCCACAUCACGUGGUCGUUCCGGUAGCCGCUCUAGAAGUCGAUCUCCAGCUGACAAAAGAACAAAACGUGGAGAAGACAGACGUUCUAGAAGUAGAGAUAGAGAACGUAGGCGUGAGAGGUCACGCAGCAGGGACAAGAGGAGAUCUCGGUCACGGGACAGGAAGCGCCUGAGACGUUCAAGAAGCAGAGAGAGGGAACGGAGCAGAGAGAGAAGAAGAUCACGCAGUCGAGAGAGGAAACGGUCCAGAAGUAGAAGUAGACGGUCCCGGUCCACCAGUCCUGGCAAGAACAAGAAAACAGAAAACAGAUCAAGGUCUAAAGAAAAGACAGAAGGUGUGGAAGUUUCCAAAGAAAAGAAAAAAGAAAAAGAAGACAAAGAAGAAGAAAAGGAUAAAGAUAACUUUGAUCAGAACAAACUAGAGGAGGAAAUGAGAAAACGAAAGGAAAGAGUGGAGAAAUGGAGGGAAGAACAGCGCAAGAAGGCUAUGGAAAACAUAGGAGAACUGAAAAAAGAAAUUGAAGAGAUGAAACAAGGGAAAAAAUGGAGCUUAGAAGAUGAUGAUGAUGACGAGGAGGAGACUGCAGAAGGGGAAAAAGAAGCAGAAGAGAUUGAAGAUGAAGAAUUAGAUCCACUGGAUGCUUACAUGGAAGAAGUUAAAGAAGAGGUCAAGAAGUUUAAUAUGAGAAGUGUGAAAGGUGGAGGUGGGAAUGAAAAGAAGUCUGGACCGACUGUUACCAAAGUAGUGACUGUGGUGACAACCAAAAAGGCAGCUGUGGAAUCAGAAAAGAAGAAAGGCGAGCUCAUGGAGAAUGACCAAGAUGCAAUGGAGUAUUCGUCAGAAGAGGAGGAAGUUGAUCUUCAGACUGCCCUGACGGGCUAUCAGACCAAACAGAGGAAGCUGUUGGAACCAGUGGAUCAUGGGAAGAUAGAAUAUGAGCCCUUCAGGAAAAACUUCUAUGUUGAAGUUCCAGAGCUGGCUAAAAUGACGCUGGAUGAGGUAAAUGUAUACAGGCUGGAAAUGGAGGGCAUUGUAGUCAAGGGAAAAGGCUGCCCCAAGCCAAUCAAAACCUGGGUACAGUGUGGUAUUUCCAUGAAGAUUCUCGGUUCUCUUAAGAAACAUGGCUAUGAAAAGCCCACUCCCAUCCAAGCUCAGGCUAUACCAGCCAUUAUGAAUGGACGUGACUUGAUUGGCAUUGCUAAAACAGGAAGUGGAAAGACUAUUGCAUUUCUGUUACCUAUGUUCAGACACAUCAUGGAUCAGAGGUCAUUAGAAGAAGGAGAAGGUCCAAUAGCUGUCAUCAUGACCCCAACUCGAGAGUUGGCUUUACAAAUUACCAAGGAGUGUAAGAAGUUCUCAAAGACACUUGGGUUUAGAGUUGUCUGUGUCUAUGGAGGAACAGGAAUCAGUGAACAGAUUGCUGAACUAAAAAGAGGUGCUGAAAUUAUUGUUUGCACACCUGGACGUAUGAUUGACAUGUUAGCAGCUAAUAAUGGUCGGGUGACAAACCUUCGCAGAGUUACAUAUGUUGUACUGGAUGAAGCAGACAGAAUGUUUGACAUGGGUUUUGAACCUCAGGUCAUGCGCAUUGUAGAUAACAUCAGACCUGAUCGUCAGACAGUCAUGUUCUCUGCCACCUUCCCCAGAGCUAUGGAGGCAUUAGCUCGCCGUAUUCUGAAUAAGCCAAUUGAGGUACAAGUUGGGGGCAGGAGUGUUGUCUGUUCUGAUGUGGAACAAGAGGUGAUCGUGAUAGAAGAAGAGAACAAGUUCUUGAAGUUACUUGAGCUUCUGGGACAUUAUCAAGAGAAAGGAUCAGUCAUCAUAUUUGUUGAUAAACAGGAACAUGCUGAUGGGCUGCUGAAAGAUUUAAUGAGAGCCUCUUAUCCCUGCAUGUCACUUCACGGAGGUAGUGUGCAAUCUUAA